UUACUCAUAUACAAAUUGUAUAUAAAGCAUUCUUCACAAUGCUAUCUAGUAAUCUACAUCAAAAAUAUACUGUAAAUUUUGCAUAACUAGUUGCAAAAACUCGUAAAAUGAAAUUCGCUUCGGCAAUUUUUGUUAUCCUGGUUGCAGCCUGUCCCCUGAACGCUUAUAAAAUCCCAACCACUGAUUCAGGUGCCCUCGCCAAAGAAUUCCAAGACUUUAUAGACUUGAUACCGUUCGAUCAAAUAAUCGAAGUGACGAAGACGUACUAUGCCCAGGAUACGCAAUUCCAUAAUAUUAUUCAAUUGAUGAAAACUAAAGAAUUAAAACAAUGGAUGCUAGAUAUCGAAUCGGCUCCUGAAUUCAAAUUACUGAUAAAUUACGUUCAGAAAAAUGGUCUCGAUAUUUAUUACUUGGUUAAUGAAUUCAACAAAUCUUUAAAUCUUCCGCCUCUUGUUAGUGGAAUCAAAGCCUUUUUCGGUUCUUUCAAUAAUAAAAUCACCGGUGGUUAUAUCGGUUAUUUAAUUGAUGUUAUUGCUCUUAUACCGAUAGAAAAAUUGUCUAAUCUAACCAUUGAGAAAAGCAAAAAUUCCGAAGUAUUCAAGGCUUUCAUAGCAGAAGUAUCUUCGUCUAAAUAUUUUGAUUUUUACAACAGUAUUUUUGAGAAUAAACAUUAUAAGAAUUUGGAAAACGAGGCCGUAAAUUUGGGCGUAACUAGAAAUGAUUUCUAUACUUUUUCUCCCAUCUUUGUUUUCGUUACAGCAGCAUUCAAUUUGUAAAUAACAAUGAUUUUGAUUAAUUAAUUUAUAAAAAAUAAUUCAUUUUAUUC
Messenger RNA from Apis mellifera (honey bee), 826 nucleotides. RefSeq lists its product as uncharacterized. Bases 108 to 776 code for a protein of 222 amino acids. The record is from RefSeq and is a predicted model, not a curated record. Lineage: Eukaryota; Metazoa; Arthropoda; Insecta; Hymenoptera; Apidae. The transcript is spliced from 2 exons.